This is a messenger RNA of Trachemys scripta elegans, 3842 nucleotides long. RefSeq names its product trafficking protein particle complex 6B (gene TRAPPC6B). The transcript is spliced from 6 exons. Gene Ontology annotation, biological process: endoplasmic reticulum to Golgi vesicle-mediated transport; regulation of GTPase activity. Gene Ontology annotation, cellular component: TRAPP complex; trans-Golgi network; cis-Golgi network. Bases 1067 to 1558 code for a protein of 163 amino acids. The record is from RefSeq and is a predicted model, not a curated record. Lineage: Eukaryota; Metazoa; Chordata; Testudines; Emydidae.
ACAUUUGCUGUCUAGUCACCCUAAACUUACAGAAUUAGCAUGAAAUGAAAAUAUAUCUUUCUCUGUCUCCAUAGUCUGUAGGGAUUUUAUGUUGAUUUGGCUUUGUAGUGGUGUACAAAGUUUAGGCAAACGAAAUGGGCCAAUUAGCCAUUUAAAGUCAACAAGCAAGGAAACUUGAAUGAAAGAUGGGUUCAUUGUGCUGGUGCUGGAUGGUGGUGAUGGCCUGGCCUAGAUGAUCUGGUCUUUUCUGGCCUUAAAUUCUAAAAUAGUGAGGGUGAGGUGUUAAGAUAAAUGUGAAGAAAGGCAGUAGAAACUUACUUUUAUCUUUAACAUUAUCCUUAGUUUAAUCCCAGAUGUAUCUGCAGAGGUAGAGGGUGCCAUUAUAAACUCACAUCCAGUUUGUAUCCUCUCCCCAACCCCCCCACACACCCUAGAGCUGCCAAGAAGAUUUUCGCCUGUAGACUGCGAUUUGUCCCCUUUAUAAUGAAUGUCAGCCACAAAUAAAAAAAAGGUAAAAUGCCAUUGUCCAAACGAUAUUGGCAGAAUGUCUAUAACAGCUUUCAGGGCCGGUAGAGCUCCUGGCUGUGCCAGUUUAAAACCUGAGUGAGACCAGGGGCAGGGUAGGGUGUAAAGAGCAGCGAUUAUACCCAGGCCAUAUGGAGAAAAGGGAAUUUACUGAAUUUCAGGCAGACGUCAAUAUUUUAAAUAUCUGACAUUAAAAUAGUCCCCAAGUUUCACACCCAGCAUCCUCUGCCACCUGCAAUUGCAUCCCCGGCCUUGCCCCGCAUCCCCUCACUCUAACUUUGCAACCCCUGGCCCCACCUCCCCCUCCUUUGCCCCGCCUUGCGAAGAGCGCAGCGCGGUCGCCCCGCCCCCGUACGCUUUUUCCCGGGGGGCGGGGCCCUUAGAGUCUGACAGGGGGAAGCCCCGCCCCUGCCCGGAAGCCGCCCGUUGCCUUGACAGUGAGGCCGCGCUGCUUCCCGGAGCGGCCGGGGCCCGGUCUGGGAAGGAAGGAGCCGGAGCGGGGAGGCAGCGCGAGGCCGGGCCCUGUCCUGUAGCCACCGGCAUGACCAGGCCGGAGAUGGCGGACGAGACGCUGUUCCUGCUGCUGCACAACGAGAUGGUGUCUGGGCUGUACCGGGCCGCGGAGCACGGCGAAGGGGAAAACGGACGAUGCAUCACUAAACUGGAAAAUAUGGGGUUUAGAGUAGGACAAGGAUUAAUCGAAAGGUUUACCAAAGACACUGCCAGAUUCAAGGAUGAGUUGGAUAUUAUGAAGUUCAUCUGCAAAGAUUUUUGGACUACAGUAUUCAAAAAGCAAAUUGAUAAUCUAAGGACCAAUCAUCAGGGUAUCUAUGUACUUCAGGACAACAAAUUUCGUCUCUUGACUCAGAUGUCUACAGGAAAACAGUAUUUAGAAUAUGCACCUAAGUAUCUGGCGUUCACCUGUGGACUAAUCAGAGGUGGCUUAUCAAAUCUGGGAAUCAAGAGUAUUGUCACAGCUGAAGUUUCAGCAAUGCCUGCAUGUAAAUUUCAGGUGAUGAUACAGAAGAUGUAAAACAUGUUCAGAUCUGUGUAUCUGCCCUUUUUAAAAAACCCUGUGUACACUAAAGAUGUCUUGAUUAAUUUAGCUUCACCUGUAUACCUUAUAAAUUAUAGUAGCAUGCAGCACAAUUCCUGUAUUAUGUAAAGUAAAUAUUAACUUAAUAAAAAUAGCUUAACACUAUAUUAAUAUCUUGGUAUGAAAUUAGUAAGUUCUGUACUAAGACAUUAAAUAUCUACCACAAUACACAUUCAAUUGAUUAAAUAACAGAAACACAUGCAUUUUAGCUACUAGAUUGCUGAAUAAUGAAGAUUGCAGGCAGAUGUAUUUUAAAAAUCUUUAAAGUUGGAAUUGAAAACCUGAAGUAUGGUAGCGUGGGCAACUUUCCCCCUCCCUUUUUGUUCUUUAAUAGUGUUAGUUAGAUCCUAUGGGUGAGAGUGAAUGGAUUGUAAAAGGAGGUGAAGAGCUUGUACAUUUCAGCAACUGGGGGGUUGACAGAAUAAUGGUAUAUUUGUUUAUGGGAUGUAUGGGGGCAUUGCUGAAAGAGGGCAGAGUUAAGAUUGCUUGGGCAACCUUAACUGUGAAUGUCCUGUUUUUUAGAAGUUUGAGUUUUGCUCAAUUCAGUAUUCUGAAAGGUGAUGACAUACCACCAAGCAACUUUAACUCUGCAUUAACAUAGGGAUCUUUUGCCAUUCAAUGUCCUAGUUUUUUGAAUGGGAAAAAUUAUGUUGUUGGUAAAAGUUAGUAGCCGUUUAGGCUGUUGUAGAUAUGUCCCACAAUUUGCAUACUGAGACAUUCAAAACUCCCGCCACUCAGCUGGGCUUCACCAGCCAUGAACCUGAUGCCUUCUCUGCUGGCAGACCUUCCACCACUGCAGCUAAGAACAGAUGUCCCUGAAGCCUUCACUACUUGGUAUACAAACUCUUCUGUUGCUGUUACUUCCCCCCAAUCAUACAAUCCAACUUGAGUAAAGAACAAUUAUGUUACAGUGGAAUGGUGUUUCUGGCCAUGUUUUGGAAUGCUUGGAGAGUGGAGUUUGUGGCAGAGUCAGUGAGAGAAAUCAGACAAUGUCUGUUCUGAUACUGCCAGUUUUAUGUUUGGGCUAGAGAGGGAAUGAUUCUAUGGCCUGGUAGUUAUGGCAGCCAUGUGGGAAACCUCAGGUCCAGUCCCCCUUUUCCCAUCACUUUUUCAUUAUUUAUCCACAAUAUAACAGCUUCAGCAGGUGAGGAAAUUUCUCAUAAGAAUAUUGGAUAGAUCAGUGGUUGAAGCACGCAGAGGUGGGAGACCCCUGUUCAAAUCCUUUCUCCCGCUCAGGCACAGAAGGGAGAAUUGAAUUUGAAUCUCCCACAUUCCAGGAAAAUGCUCUAACCACUCAGCUAAAAGUUAUAAGGUGGGCACUACCAUUGCUGGCACCACCCAUUUUGUGUGGCUGAGGCAGGCACCUAACUCAUCCCCUCAAGGAAUAGCUUAGGCACCUAGGCCACCUGCCAGGUUACCUGUCACGGAUUGCUAAACAGAGAUAGGCACAGCCUGGAUUUAGGCACCUAUUUCAGAGAGAGGCAGAGUUUAGCACACAUCCCUGUCACCAGCAUCUCCCAUUGGCUAGCUUAGGUGGCUCCCCAUCUAUUAUUCUGGCUUCUGUGAAUUACACUCUUAGCUGCUUAAUAUCUCUCCCCAUUCAGUGUAUAAGGAACCUAACCACCUAACUCAGGCUGUGUGGAUCAGUGUUGUCCCUGUGGUUGUCUAGGUACCUAAAAGUUAGGCACUGUGACACUCAGCAUUGAAACAUCUAAGUCCCUUUGUAGAUUCCUACCUUUUGUUCAUCAAAAGGAGAAUGUUUAACAGCAGUUAAUGGCUGUACUACAUUAGCUAUGUUCAAGUCUAUUGUGUAGUGAGAACUGGACAGAAUAGAAAUUUUGUUCUUACAUUUAAAUAUUGUGAAAUGACAUUAAUGCUAUAUAUUACAGUAACCUGCCAUUUAUUUGAAAUGUUUAAGUAUUUUUAACACAUUGGAUAGCUUCAGUUUCUUGUAUAUACCCAGACUUGACUACAAGUGCCAAUAUUGAUAGUUUCUCUCUUGUUUUAUAACUGCUAACAGAGCACAGAGAAACUAAUUUAAUCUUGAAGUGGUUAAAUGUACAAAAAGCAUACUGGAUCAGUGUAUGAGACUGACUAUUCUUAUAAAUCCAGUAAAGUUAACAGGAUUAACGUUACAGUAUUUCUGUCUAGAUUACAUUAAAGCCAGGUCAAAUAGUUGUACAAACUUGUUCACGCUAAUAAAUACUCAUUAUGCUCUGAG